Molecule: messenger RNA, 2242 nt
Organism: Photinus pyralis (common eastern firefly)
Lineage: Eukaryota; Metazoa; Arthropoda; Insecta; Coleoptera; Lampyridae
Gene: Tes
Product: testin
Exons: 3
Coding region: 198-2228 (676 amino acids)
Molecular function (GO): zinc ion binding
Source: RefSeq, a predicted model, not a curated record
AAUCAGCUGUCCUCAAACAAGCGGCCAUACUUACAAAGCACAGCGCCCUCUCUUGAUGUGUGCUAUUGCGAAUAGCCUUUGAUAGGAUGAUAUCAGUCCCCUUCUACGAUUUUUUCUACUCUGAUUAAUGCUGUUAGUCAUAACCACUUGUUGAUACUUGAUAGCAGGUUUUGAAUUUUAACAAAUUACAAAGGACCAUGGAAGAAGUGCCGAAAUGGCUCAAAGAACUGGAAGAAAAACGCGAAAGGCGAUUAAAAGCGAGAUUGGGACAUGAAGCAGGAGCAGGUUCCCCGUGUUUGACUUGCGAAGAUAAGUGCCCAGGACUCGACCUUCAUUUCUGGAGGAAAAUUUGUAAAAACUGCAAGUGCGGGAAGGAGAAUCACGAUGUGAAUGAUGACGAUAUUUACGGUUGGGCUCAGUUCCAAUUGCUAGGCAGUAAGCCGAAUAAAAGUAAAAAAAUUGUGCUUGCGGGGCGUAAAGAUGCCGUUGAGCUAGAUUGGACGCCAAAAGGACAAAGCGACACAGUUGAUUUAUAUCUUAAAGAAUUGCCUGUGAAUUUACUACCAAUUAAGGGUUCAUAUGCGGCUCAGGAACGGAAACAGCUACUGCAGAAGCAAAUACCAUUGCACGAUAUCGAUCCUGCAUUAUGCCAUGCGUUAAGCGACAGUGAAGUGAAACAAAUGAACGAUUACAUCGCACAUGUGAAGCAGAGUAGUGUAGGCAUAGGACAUAUAAUUAAACUAAAUGACCUGCUCAAGAAGCGGGAGAGUCUGAAUCCUCAUUACCAGAUGAAUCGGAUUCCAAUGCAAUUGUCACAAUCACAGCACAUCGUACUGCAAGGCUCUGAUCGUUCAAAUGUAUUACGAGGGGAAGAGGAUGUGUCUAAAAAUUUCAAUCAUCUUUCUCUUUUGGAUUUGCACCCGGCACAGUGUGUGGUGGUGACAGUUGAUAAUCAAAACCCUGCUCAGAUCUCAAAUGUACGUGACAUACAUUAUGAUCCGCUUCAUGUAGCCAAUGUUGAGGGUAGACCCCAGCAUACCAUUUGCAAUGUCAAUUACCCUAACCUCCCAUAUCCUCAGCACAUCGAUAAUCAGACCCCUGUCAAUAUUAAUUUGCCAAAAGAUUUGCAUGCAUCGAUGCAGGGUACUCUACAUCAAAAUGAAAACAAAUCACAUCCUGCACUUCUACCAGCAAUUUACCCCAACCAAUCCUAUGCUAAGCAACAUCAUAAUCAUUCACCUUAUAGUAUACCAUCAAGCAAAGACAUUGAUAUCAACAAUCAAGUGGACAAGACAACUUGCGAAGUGUACGCCGACCAAAAUGUCAAUUUCAACAUCAGCAAUUUAACAGCACAUCCAAAUCUGUUAGGCACGACGAACAUCCCACGGAAUGCUUCAGAAAAUUUGAUAACAUAUGAUCAACAAACCCCCCAAAAAAUAAUGAACAUCAAAGACCUCGCGUACUCCACCUACAACCCACUGAGCCCCAGUCAACUGCACAUCCAAGAAGAAACUCGACAACCAACACCGAUUAAAGUCGGUGCAAUUAAUGACAUCGAAUACCCCUCAGUCAAGCAGGCAGAACAGCGACAGAAUGACUUUAUACCUGACAUUCCACGCAAAAAUGUCCAGUUCAACCUAAACGAUGUGGAGAUCCUCCCCCACUGUCACAAGUGCAAAAAGAUGUUCUCCAUUGAUGACUUUGUCAUAGGAAUCGAUCGAUCGGACGCACUGUGGCACGCGGACUGCUUCCAGUGCACCGGCUGCAAUCAGAAUCUGGCCGACAUGCUCUAUUUUUAUCAUCGCGAAAGCGACGAGAUUUACUGCGGUCGCGAUUAUGCGAAGAUUAAGGGUAUACCUCGCUGUCAGGCCUGUGACGAACUGAUAUUCGUCAAGGAGUAUUGCCUAGCGGAAAAUUCAACGUUUCACGUUAAGCAUUUCUGUUGUUUCGAAUGCGAUAAACCUCUGGCCGGUCAGAAUUAUGUGAUGGAGGAGCUACAGCCAGUUUGUGUACCCUGCUUUGAAAAUAUCAAGGCCGAGAAGUGCAAGGUAUGUUCGCAGGUAAUCAAACCAGAUGAGCAGGGAGCCAAUUUAAAUGGGGUCCAUUUUCAUGCUAACGAUGACUGUUUUUGUUGUAAAAUGUGUAAGAAAGUAUUGUUAGGGACGAGGGUGUUAUUUAAAAAUCAAAACUUGUACUGUUCCACGCCCUGUUUUGCAGCUGAUAAAUAAAUGCCAUAUUUUGA